GCAGGAGCUACAACCAACAAGAAGGAACAUGGUUCUGAGAGCAUUUACUGUCUGAGCACCCGGGCUCCACCAGGCACCUACCUUUCGGGUAAUCAUGGGAGGACGGAAGAUGCCAAGAGAUGAAGAAAAUGCCUAUGAAGCGAAUGGAAGGGCUUCAGAGGAGCAGAUACGGAACCAUGGCUGAAGGCGGGAUAGAACAUCAGGGCUUUGAACCCUCCUCCUCCUUGAGGAUCAUCCUGGUAGGGAAAACAGGCAGUGGGAGAAGUGCCACCGGGAACAGCAUCCUCUGCCAGCCCGUGUUUGAGUCCAAGCUGGGGGCCCAGUCGGUGACCAGGAAGUGUCAGAGGGCAACAGGCACGUGGAAUGGGAGGAGCAUCCUGGUGGUGGACACGCCCCCCAUCUUUGAGGCUGAGGCCCAGGGUCAAGAGGUGUACCAGAACAUUGGAUCCUGCUAUCUGCUGUCAGUGCCAGGGCCCCACGUGCUGCUGCUGGUGACCCAGCUGGGGCGCUUCACCAAGCAGGACGCGGUGGCUGUGACCAGGGUGAAGGAGGUCUUUGGGGCGGGAGCCGAGAGAUACAUGGUCGUCCUCUUCACCCACAAGGAGGACUUGGCGGGUGCAUCCUUGGAUGAGUACGUGGCAAACACAGACAACCUCAGGCUGAGGAGCCUGGUCCGGGAGUGUGGGCGGAGGUACUGCGCCUUCAACAACCGGGCCUCCGGGGACGAGCAGAGAGAGCAGCUGGCCCAGCUAAUGGCCGUGAUCGAGGGGCUGGAGCGGGAGCAUCAGGGUGCCUUCCUCACCAACGAGCUCUUCUUUGAUGCACAGAUGCUCCAGCAGAUGGGGGGUGGCGCCCAUGGAGAAGGUUACAGGCACUACCUGGACAAGGUACGGCUGCAGGUUGCAAAGCAAAAGGAAGGCCUGAAAGAGGCUGAGAGAAACUGUGCCUUCAAGGCGCUCCUCCGACUCAAAGCCUGGAUUACUUCUCAUGCCAAAAUAUUUGUUCUUCUUGUCCUAUGCCUUUUUAUUUUUCUUGCCAUUGUAAUUAUUUUGUCUAGUACCCAUCAAGGUUGAGCAUUUUCAGAUGAUAUCUGCCGUCAGCUUCCAUUUUUUUCAGAGUCAGUACAUCACCAACUCAAUGGACAUGAGUUUGAGUAAACUCCGGGAGUUGGUGAUGGACAGGGAGGCCUGGCAUGCUGUGGUUCAUGGGAUCGCAAAGAGUCAGACACGACUGAGUGACUGAACUGAACUGAUAUGUAUCUAUAUUGGUCAGGAACUUUAUUUGCUUUUUAAAUAAUUUCACUUUCAAUUUCACUUCCUUGCAUCAGACAUACCAUCCCUUUUCUUCAGUUGCUUUUUAGGUAAAUAAAAUGCAAAGGGGAAAAAAAAUCUCAUUCUGUUGUGUUAAAAAUGGUGAAGGCAAAUAAUAAACUAAAUCCACAACAUCAAGAAA
Molecule: messenger RNA, 1452 nt
Organism: Dama dama (fallow deer)
Lineage: Eukaryota; Metazoa; Chordata; Mammalia; Artiodactyla; Cervidae
Product: GTPase IMAP family member 5-like
Exons: 4
Coding region: 120-1073 (317 amino acids)
Molecular function (GO): GTP binding
Source: RefSeq, a predicted model, not a curated record